GGCGCUCAAGGUAGGCUUGUUCAAGUCAUCCUCACCGCCGCCUCCUUCGAUGUCUACCAGUGGUACCGCAUUGGCCAGGUAACUUUAAUUUAACAUCAUUGGGCUCACGUUUUGGGCUCCAAACAGCGGGCCAGGAAACCCCAGGGGAGGAUCCUCUGGUUACUGGGAAGUAUGCCGUCUCGUAUGUGAGAGGGGUUCAAGGGGAUAGCUUCCAUGGCGGGAAGCUUACUGGGCAUCUGCAGGCUUCCGCUUGCUGCAAGCAUUUCCCUGUUGUUGUUUAAUGAAAUGAAGAUUAAGGGGAUUGAGUUGGAUAGAGUUUUGUACAACCAUUGCUCUCAGUUUAUGUUAACCUUGGUAAGCUUGAGGAGGCUCUGGACGUCUACAAGGAGAUGCAAACUUUUGGAUUUGACGAGAUAUUGUUACUUAUAAUGCACUCAUAAACCUGCCAUUCACAAACACGGUAAAACAAUCCACAAAAAGCGUACCAGAAACCUCCCAAUCCAUACCACAAAUCCCCUAAAACAAACCAAAAACCCCA
Messenger RNA from Linum tenue, 538 nucleotides. Lineage: Eukaryota; Viridiplantae; Streptophyta; Magnoliopsida; Malpighiales; Linaceae. The record is from the annotation of a GenBank genome assembly.